AUGUUAAAAAUGACAGAAGAGCACGACAAGUGUGUGAGCGAGCAGCCGUGCAGCCCGUCCGGGACCAACAGCUCGAUGUCCCAGGAUGAGUCUGACUCCGAUGCUCCGUCCUCACCGACCGGCUCCGACGGCCAUGGAUCACUGCUGGCCGGUUUGAGCAAGAAGCUGGACUCGGAGGACGACGAGCGUUUCCCAGCCUGCAUUCGGGACGCGGUCUCUCAGGUCCUUAAGGGAUAUGAUUGGUCCUUGGUGCCCAUGCCCGUGAGAGGGAACGGAUCUCUGAAGAGCAAACCGCACGUCAAGAGACCCAUGAACGCGUUUAUGGUGUGGGCGCAGGCGGCCCGCAGGAAGCUGGCAGACCAGUAUCCUCACCUGCACAACGCGGAGCUCAGCAAGACGUUGGGAAAACUCUGGCGUUUGCUUUCAGAGAGUGAGAAGAGGCCAUUUGUUGAUGAAGCAGAGAGACUCCGUGUUCAGCACAAAAAAGAUCAUCCAGACUACAAGUACCAGCCCCGACGGAGGAAGAACGUGAAACCGGGCCAGAGUGACUCAGAGUCCGGGGCUGAGAUGGCUCAUCACAUGUACAAAUCUGAGCCUGGGAUGGGAGGAAUGGCAGGAAUGACUGACGGACACCACCACCCUGACCACGCAGGGCAGCCCCACGGUCCACCCACUCCACCCACAACCCCCAAAACAGAUCUGCACCACGGUGUGAAGCAGGACCUGAAGCACGAAGGCCGUCGUCUAAUUGACAGCAGCCGGCAAAACAUUGACUUCAGCAAUGUAGACAUCUCUGAGCUCAGCACUGAUGUCAUCAGCAAUAUGGAGACCUUCGACGUUCACGAGUUUGACCAGUACCUUCCGCUCAACGGUCAUACCCCAGGCUCCGCUGCCCUGUCCUCAGAUCACGGUCAUGGGCCGGUUCCAGUGCCUGGCAGCUCCUACCCCGCCUCGUACGGCCACGCCGGCAGCAACGGCUCCUCUUGGAGCCGAAAGAGCACAAUGUCUUCUUCCUCCUCCUCCACCAGCGAGGUGGGCCAGCACCGUCUUCACAUCAAAACGGAGCAGCUGAGUCCCAGCCACUACAGCGAGCACUCCCACGGCUCGCCGUCGCACUCCGACUACGGCUCCUACAGCAGCCAGGCUUGCGUCACCUCGGCCACAUCGGCUCCCUCAGCUGCAUCCUCUUUCACCAGCUCCCAGUGUGACUAUACUGACCUCCAGAGCUCCAGCUACUACAACCGUUACUCCGGCUACCCCUCUAGCAUCUACCAGUACCCCUACCUUCAUUCAACUCGGCCCUACAGCAGCACCAUCCUAAAUAGUCUGUCCAUGGCUCCAACUCACAGCCCCACUUCCUCCAGCUGGGACCAGCCUGUCUAUACCACUCUGUCUCGACCUUGAGGAAAACACCCGAUUUAAGCAGGGACUCAUUCAGUUUGAUGCACUACGAAUAAAGGACAUAAGGAAGGAGCGUGAAAUAAACUCAAGAAAAAGUGCCUGCUGAUUUUAUACAAAGUUAUAUUGUUGCUAUUGGAAAAAAAAGCAAAAAAAAAAAAAACAACACUCUUGUACAGUCACACGAGAAGUUGUGUUGGUGAGCCGAACUCCUCCGUGAGGACUAACGCCUACAUCCUGUACAUCCCCUUUCUUUUUAGCCUGCAUUUACGUGCACAGUUGAGGUAAAACAAGGACCUGCUACUGAAUUUCAGGACUGAAACAGUUUGACUAACUGUACAGAAAGUAGACGGGACCAGUUUUGUGAAGUCAAAUGAAAUGGAUUGUCAGAGUUUUAUUGCCGGGCACUAUUUGCAUCGGUGGUUCAGUCUUAAGUAAAUGUCUCUUAUGAUUCUAGUGUCAUUUUAGCAUAAAAGUCUUAUAUGUAUUUAUGUUCAUGCAUUAAUGUUUUUUUUUAAGCAAAACUUUCAUUUGACUACAGCUUUUAUUUUGAAAAAAAAGUACAGUUUUGAUGUUAUUCCAAUUUCCAGAAACAUCUCCAUUCCAAGUUUUUAAACAGACAUGACCAACAGAAGUGCAGAACAGGUGCCUGAAAUUUAUGCUUGUCAAAUCGCGAUUAGUCAUGAUCUGGGCUUAAAGGAAAUGGGGUAAAGUAACACCACAAACUCUGACUGACAUGUCAGCUGGAUGCUCUGUACGCGCCGAUGGACAACCCAAGAAUAUGCAUGUACAUGUGCGAACCAUUUCUCUGGGAAAGGGAUCCUGCGACAUAAUGUAAACCGAAUGCUACAAAUAUCUCUUCCCCUCAAAGGGGGUUAAAAGUGAAAUGAAGUGUAUUUUUUCCCCCAUUUUAAUCUCAUCAACCAUCAAGUGCCAACUCAUUGCUUACAUAAAACAUUUUUGUGCCUUCUAACGCUUAUUGUCAGUAUUUUUGAAAUGAAGUUAAAUAAUUAACAAAUAUCAGGCAUCCAUGUCAGAGACUGUGAUGGUUAACUUACUUCUCAUUAUGUCCUUAAUUUGAUCUCAUCAUUCCUUACAGCCUUUAUUUGCAAUGUUCUGUGACACACUAAAUGAGAAAUGUGCAGAGCACCAUCUGCCAAGUUUGGUCCACAGAACUGUGGUUUGUAUAUCAUUAUGUUGUAUAAUUUGAGAGGGGCUGUGAAAACGAUUGUUGUUCUGUUAACUAUAAUUACACUUGCACAGCUAACCCAUCCGCUGGUCUUUUUUUUUUUUUUUUUCAAAGAAAUAAAUAAAAGAUACUUUUUUGUGAUGUUUAUAUCUGUUGUUCUUAUUUACAUUUACUCUGGUAUUUAUUUGAAACUAGACAAAUAUUCCGACAGUGAAAUUGAUUCUUCUAAACUUAUUUUUGGAAGCUAUUUGUUUUAUCGCCUAUACAUAUUGAUCGUCAAAUGCAAAAUUCAUUUUUUGUUCUGCUUAAUUCUUCUGACCUUUCAAUGAUUUUACUUGCCAUUCUUUUUAAGCUCUGGUAUAUCUAUCAAAAUAGCUGCAUUUUUUUUUCCACUAAAGCAGCCGAAAGAAAAGGAAUGAGAAGAGAUCCCAUCUCCGCUGGUCUGGUGGGUAGAAUGCUCAAGUUUGCCCUGGCAUGCAUGCCAAGCAUCCGUCCCUAACCAGUCCAGAGAGGAGCCAAGUGCCAGGGCCGCGCUGCUGAAUUUUAAUGAUUCAUUAUGCUGUGGAGGGGCCCCAUUGUGUCCCUUUAUCCGGAGAGCUAGAAAGGAAUUAAUUGGACAGAAAAUGCAAGGGGCAACGGGAACUGACAAGCCAUUAAGAGGGUCCUGAAUGGAUGAUUAGAUGCACAUGGGGGAGGAUCCCCCUCCCGGCCUGUCUCAUAUCACGGCACUACACAAAAAAAAACAAAAA
Molecule: messenger RNA, 3336 nt
Organism: Oryzias melastigma (Indian medaka)
Lineage: Eukaryota; Metazoa; Chordata; Actinopteri; Beloniformes; Adrianichthyidae
Gene: sox8a
Product: SRY-box transcription factor 8a
Exons: 3
Coding region: 1-1404 (467 amino acids)
Biological process (GO): negative regulation of transcription by RNA polymerase II; morphogenesis of an epithelium; neural crest cell development
Cellular component (GO): nucleus
Molecular function (GO): DNA-binding transcription factor activity, RNA polymerase II-specific; RNA polymerase II cis-regulatory region sequence-specific DNA binding
Source: RefSeq, a predicted model, not a curated record